Pieris brassicae (large cabbage white) is the source of this 1591-nucleotide messenger RNA. RefSeq names its product mitochondrial protein C2orf69 homolog. Gene Ontology annotation, cellular component: mitochondrion. Bases 277 to 1323 code for a protein of 348 amino acids. The record is from RefSeq and is a predicted model, not a curated record. The transcript has 10 exons. Lineage: Eukaryota; Metazoa; Arthropoda; Insecta; Lepidoptera; Pieridae.
AUUCAAAAUUAAAUUUUGUAUACAUUAUUGAUAAAAAUAAUCAAAAUAAGUUGAGGUAUACCAUACCCUAAUGAAUAUGGUUUUAGUUGGUAAUUAGGCACGCUAACCUUGUUGCCAAUUAAUAACCAAAAAAAAAAUCGUAUGAAUAAUAUAUGCAAUAAUAAUAUAAGUCAGGAGAAUCGGGCAAUGUAUUGAAUAAAAAUAAACAUUUUCAUCAAAAGGGAAGUUUCGGCUCUGAUUGUGCAAUAUGCUGCUAGGCAAGUAGGCCGUACCGCGAUGUUGCCUCUUCGGCUGCGUCGCGUAAGUGGACACGAGGGUCGCGAGAAUGACAUAUUGUUCCACCCGCCACGAUCGAAGCCACCGACGCCUGAAACGUUGGUGUUUUUCGGUGGAGAUGUGCAGGAUUACGAGGAGGUUAUGCAAGCCCACCGCGAUAACAGGAAUUACGUGAGAUGGAGUCUCGAGAACACGGCGCGUCUGCUGAGCGAACACUUCCCGACCAAACACAUCGUAGUCGUCCGACCGGCUCGCAUAGAGUACAAAAGCUUCAGCUGCUACGACAACUUCGUCCCCAGCAGCAACGCCGGAGUGCCCGAACACACGCCGACGCACAGUGCGCUGCACCAUCUCGAGAAAUUGCUCCAAGAGGUGGGCAGCAGGAUAAAAGCGAUGCCGGUCAGACAGUUGUGUGAAGCUGUGGUCUCUCUCUUCUCGGAUGAUGUCGAACAGAGUUGUAGCCGGAAAGAUGGCGACUCAAACGGCGCGACUAAAUGUGAUGCAGUCAAAGGAGAGAGCGACGACGAUGACGCGCAAGCCUCCGCAGCCGUGAGAUGGCGCGAGUGCCUCCUGCUGGGCGAGAGCAAAGUGUCGGUGAUGGGCUUCAGCAAGGGCUGCGUGGUGCUGAACCAGUUCAUCUACGAGUUUCACUACGCCAAGACUCUCACGCCCUGGGACAAGCACAUGUGCAGGUUCAUUGAGCGCAUCCAAUCCAUGUGGUGGCUGGACGGAGGUCACGCCGGAGGAAAGAACACCUGGAUCACGGCUCGCAGUCUGCUGGAAACGCUGGCGCGACUCGACGUAAACGUAUACGUGCACGUCAGUCCGUAUCAAGUGAACGACGAAGGCCGACCUUGGAUUGGAAGAGAAGAGAAGACUUUCAGCUCCUUACUGCACAGGCUCGGGGCUAAGAUCGAGCGGUACGUGCACGCAGAAGGCAGCACCCGCUACUCGCUGAAUACGCACUUCAACGUGCUCGCAAACUUCAAACAGGUGCAGGACUCGCGCUCGCCGGACCCGCACAACGCGUCCGACGAUGAUAACUAAUUUUGAAAGACAUUUCAGCAAAUGUCGCCAUUACGGCGCAAUUCGGUGUAUAUAUAUAUAUAUGUCUCCAAUGUUGUUCUCAUCACUAAGCUCACGAAAGAUUUAUAUAUCAUUAAGAAUGUAACGUUUUCAAAGAGAUUGUAUAUUUUCAGAGUUUAGAAACGGUCCCGAUAUAUAUUUUGUUAAGAGUCUUCAAAAUUAUCGUCGACAUGUACGAAAAUAAAUUAUACACUCAGAUGCCGAAUCGCCACGUCUCUGGCCGAGCUGU